Messenger RNA from Syngnathus acus (greater pipefish), 971 nucleotides. It is a transcript of the gene cldn11a, whose product is annotated as claudin 11a. The transcript has 3 exons. The coding region runs from base 272 to 940 and encodes 222 amino acids. Gene Ontology annotation, molecular function: structural molecule activity. Gene Ontology annotation, cellular component: bicellular tight junction; plasma membrane. Lineage: Eukaryota; Metazoa; Chordata; Actinopteri; Syngnathiformes; Syngnathidae. Gene Ontology annotation, biological process: bicellular tight junction assembly; cell adhesion. The record is from RefSeq and is a predicted model, not a curated record.
UGAUGUUGGCUCUCUUGUUUCCACUUUGACCAGCAGGGGGCAGGGUAGCUUCAGGUUGACAAACCUGGCAGCGAUCUCGGGGUCUGACUUGAUUGAAGGCGGUGCAUGUGAUGACGGAUGAGUCUCUGAUUGACUGAAAAGUUUGGGCUAUGUUUUGGGGUUUGUCUCCUCCCUCACCGAAUUCCAUACAAAGCCAUCAACUCAUUCUGGAAAGUUUCACUCCUCACAAGACAACGACGCUGCAUUUUGGAUUUUGACCUCCUCAAAUCUGAUGGCCAGGUUGGGUGCGCUGCUGUGCGGUUUUGCGCUGGGCCUCCUGGGCUGGUUGGGCAUCUUGGUCGCCACGGCCAGCAACGACUGGCUUGUUCUGUGCAGGCACAGUCAAUUGUCCGCCUGCAGGAUGUUUGACAUUGUGAGGACCAAAGGCCCGUGGGCUGAAUGUUCCUCCACCGCCUCCAACGGAAUGCAGACCUGCUUACCCUUCCAGAUCUUCGACCUGCCUGUUUACGCCCACGUGACUCGUGCCCUGAUGGUCACGGCCUCCAUCUUGGGCCUGGUUGCCAUGGUGAUGGUGGCCACGUCCAUGCCCUGCAUCCGCCUGGGUAGUGACGCCCAGAAUUCCAAGAACAAGAGUGCCGCCGUCGGGGGUGUCCUCAUGCUCAUCGCCGGGCUGUGCGGGCUGCUUUCCACCGUCUGGUUCUUCAUUGGCGAGAACCUGAAUGAGCAGGUGAUGUCCUUUGGCUUUGCGCUGUACGCCGGCUGGGCGGGCGUGGUCUUGUCCCUUUUGGCCGGCGUCAUCCUGAGCUGCUGCUCCUCAUCGCCGGCGUCCCGUCCGUACCAGGACCACGGCAGGGUCUACUUUUCCAAGAUGGGGGCAGAGGCCACUGCGCCAGCCGCCACGUUGUCAUCUCCCAACCACACCAAGAGUGUCCAUGUCUGAUGAGGUCAAAGGUCAUCUCUCUCGGUGGAUG